UAUGUUGACUGAUAUGGCCAUUUUUUAAAUUAGUAAAUAAAAUUUCAAAACAUCUUAUUUUUUGUUUUAAAUAAUAAAUAACAAUAUGAAUUAGGUUUAUUAUUAUUAUGUUUAAUGUUUAUUAUAGGAUAAUAAUAUCUAAGACAGUAAAUAAUGCAAUUUACCCAAAACAAAUCGAUAGAUUUAUAAAUUGUGUACAAUUAUGUCAAAAGAACCCAGCACUAGCAAGGAGAAACGGAAGAAUUUGCGUAAAGACGACGGUUCUAAAAUACUGAAAGUCCUGACAUUAUAUGAAUACCUCAUCAAACUUCCAGAAGCCGUUCAAGAUCGGCUAUACAGUCAUCCACCGACUUGCCUAACAGUGUUUAGAGUGUUACCUGACAUUACGCAGCAGUUCACUUUACGUAUAUUAUUCAUCGAACAGCCAGUACCGCAAUCAGUUCUUUCAUCCUGGGUACCGGCUAAUUAUUCCCGUGAACUUGACGAAUCUAUAGAGGUAGCCACCAAUUUACACAUAUGGAAAUUAACCAGUGUAUCUGGCGGCCUCAAGGGAUGGAUUCUAAAUUCUACGUUCAAGAAGAAACUCAAAGUGGCCCUUAUGGGAGGUGGCCGUUCUACGGUACCCAACAGCGAUAUGACGGCUGAUCCAAAAGCAAGAGAUAUAGACUUUUUAGAUUCAUAUGCGUAUGAACGGUGGGAAUGCAUAUUACAUUAUAUGGUUGGUUCUAAACAUGAAGGUAUAUCAUCAGAUGCAGUCAGAGUGUUACUAAAUGCAGGUCUUAUGGUCAGAGACACGGAUGAUAGUCCAGUUAUUACAUCGACGGGAUUUCAGUUUCUACUGCUGGAUAUGGCCACUCAAGUAUGGUAUUUUAUGCUCCGCUAUAUGGAAACAGUUGAAUCGAGGGGUCUUGAUCUUGCUCAAUGUCUGACAUUCUUGUUCCAAAUACAUCUUGGUACUUUAGGAUGGGAUUAUAUAACAGAUGAAAUGUCUGAAAACCUUCAAGCGUUUUUACAACAUCUUCGAGAAUUUGGAUUAGUUUACCAAAGGAAACGUAAAGCUGGACGUUUUUAUCCUACUCGAUUAGUAAUUGAAAUGGGGCAAGGAAAUAGCCGUACUUCAGAACGAAUGAAAAAUAAAGAACGUUAUAUUGUUGUAGAAACCAAUUUUCGGAUUUAUGCUAUGACUGAUUCUGAUCUAAAAGUUGCCUUAGUUGCAUUAUUUACUCAUAUGCUAUACAGAUUUCCAAACAUGUCCGCUGGUAUACUAACAAGAGAUUCAGUUCGAACAGCAUUACGUAGUGGCAUUACUGCUGCACAAAUAGUGAGAUUUCUUACUGUUCAUACACAUCCACAAAUGCAAGAGUGUGGGAUGCCACAAACUGUAAUUGAUCAAAUUUAUCUGUGGGAAAAUGAAAGAAAUCGACUAACAUACACAGAUGGUGUGUUAUAUAGCAAUAUAAAUACACCUAAUGAUUAUGAAACAAUAAAAAAUUAUGCUGCUGAUAUUGGGGCAUUGGUGUGGUGUGAUGAAAGAAGAAGAAACAUUGUUGUAAGCACUGAUGGACACGAUGACGUAAGAAAGUUUUGGAAAAAACAACCAAAAUCUGAUCCAUUUUAAGUGUAACAAUAUUCUGUACACAAUAUUAAAUUGUCCAUUAUUGUGUAUGAUUUGAGUAAUUAGAUUAUUAAUUUAAUAGCACUAAUAGUUCAACAGCCAAAGUAUGGUUAGUUAUAAUUGCAACAGAGCAAUAAUAAUUUUGUACAUAUAAUUCAUAAUUAAAUUGUCAUACUAAAAAAUAUUAUGUAUUUAUUUAUUCUAUAUAAUAUGUAUUAUCUUUUAAAUAAAAAUGAAUUUUUUUUUAAUUU
Molecule: messenger RNA, 1866 nt
Organism: Acyrthosiphon pisum (pea aphid)
Lineage: Eukaryota; Metazoa; Arthropoda; Insecta; Hemiptera; Aphididae
Gene: mrn
Product: general transcription factor IIH subunit 4 marionette
Exons: 3
Coding region: 203-1618 (471 amino acids)
Biological process (GO): nucleotide-excision repair
Cellular component (GO): transcription factor TFIIH core complex; transcription factor TFIIH holo complex
Molecular function (GO): ATPase activator activity; double-stranded DNA binding
Source: RefSeq, a predicted model, not a curated record